AUGGAUCUUCACCUUCGAGCAUUUUGGCGUGCAACAGAAUGGAAAAAACGUUUUCAUGCCGCAAAUGUCUUCUUAACUGGUGUAACAGGCUUUCUAGGCUCCCAUUUAUUAGCUCAAUUACUAUCCUCUUCAAAAACAAAAAUAACUUGUCUUAUUAGAGAAUCAUCAAAUAAUGAUAAUGAAACUGUUGAAGAAAGGCUUUUAUCUACAAUGAAAAGAAAUGGGUUAUUUAAUGAAAAAAUUGGAGAAGAAAAUUUCAGAGAACAAGUACGUGUUGUUUCUGGUGAUAUUGCGCUAGUUCAGUUUGGUUUGUCUGAUGAGUUUUUGAUCAUCCCAUAA
Molecule: messenger RNA, 339 nt
Organism: Meloidogyne enterolobii
Lineage: Eukaryota; Metazoa; Nematoda; Chromadorea; Rhabditida; Meloidogynidae
Source: the annotation of a GenBank genome assembly